Messenger RNA from Porites lobata, 5653 nucleotides. The record is from the annotation of a GenBank genome assembly. Lineage: Eukaryota; Metazoa; Cnidaria; Anthozoa; Scleractinia; Poritidae.
AUGAACUCAUCUUACCAGCAUCUGCCGGGGGUGGAUCCAGAAAAUUCAGAAAAGGGUGGCUGGGAUACUUGCCCACUUGCCAGCUAUAUAGAAACGUUUUAUUGUUCUGAGAAUUCUAUAAAAAUAAUACAAAACAAUUUCAAGGAAAAAAGGCCCCAUAAUUGGCCCACCCCUAAAUCUGCCCUUACUAUUGCUUAAUGUCACAGCUCCUUUGUUACUGAGAAGAAGCUGACAGCUGCCUGAAUCAGGGUGAGAUGAAAAUUAAAACUCAUUGCCCUUGGGGCAAACUGUUGCUGAAGUUUAGUGGCCACAGUAAAGCAUUCAUGCUGGUCAACCAACCCCAGUCCCCUUUUCUGUAGCAUUUCAGAUUACUCUUUAUCUUGGCAAAUGCUGCUUACUCACUGGACACCCCAUGAGUUGCCUCACUUGAGCCCUGUGCUAUCAGAUAAUUAUACAGGGUGUUCCAAAAGUUUGUUCCUCUAAUUUCAUGUGCUAUAACUUUUGAUCAAAACUUCAUUUUUACAUGAAAUUUCUAAAAUAUGUUUCUUACUCUAUCGAGUACUUGUGUUCAGAAGUUCAGUUACCAGCAUCCCCCCUUUGUUUUUUAUCACACCCUGUGGCCGUUUCGGCAUUAAGUGAGAUAAGCCAUGUAGCAUGUAGAGCCCUAGAUGAUUCAUUUUGAACUUUUUUAUCACCUAGUAUGUAGGCUUUUGUACAUUAUGCUUUUGCUUCCCUACUAAAAUGCUCCACCUUAAUGCUCCAUUUUUCCCACUAAAUGCUCAGUCUCCCCAAAAAGGUCACUAAAAGGCUCGGAUAAUGCUCAUUAUACAAACGUUUUUUAAAAUUAAUUUCAAAGUUUACCCUUACAAAAACGUGCAAGUGUUGCAAGUAACAUCGACAACGUGUACAAGUUCAUAAAUACAGCCAAAAAAACAGUAUUAGGUUUUUUGUGAAUUUUGAAUUUUAGUCUUCAUUUCUCCAAACUUUGCUUUCCGUGAACCUACUCCGGACUUAACUUGCUAACUGUUGUAAGAUCUACCUCGCUGGGUUUUCUGUUUUGUACAUGGCCUUGUUUAAAACUACUUUAGCAGUUUUAUUCAGGACUUUCGGUCUUCCCUCUUGUUUCUUGUCUGUAAAACCUUCAUUUCUCUAUGACCAUCUUACCUCCCAACAUUCGGAUUUUUCCAUUUUUUUAUUGAAUUUCUUUAACUGAAAAGCCAGUAAAUAGAAAUACAUGCUUCUGCUCGCACGUGGCUGAGUGUUUUUAUUGUUGAGAGGUUUUAUCUUUCAGGAUAUUCACACAAAACAAGUUAGGAGUUCGAGCAUUUUGGGCUACAAAAUGCAAAAAAUAUAUGGCGGGAAAAUUUACUCGCGCAGCGCACCUUUGGCGUGAAAUACACAAAUCGAAUUUCGAGACAAAAGAUGGCACAAGAAGUAUGAAAUAUUAAAUUAGAUUGAAAGUCACAACUUUAGUUUAAAUUAUGCGCUGAUCAAGUCCAAUCGUACUGCGUUACAGACUUAUAUAAAGGAGAGGAACGAACUUUUGGAACACCCUGUAUAGCCCUUUGUUACAUCCUGUCAAUGGUGUGCCAAAAUGGUGACAGAUUAUAGUGAUGAAAAAAAUUGUGAAAAAUUGACUGUUUUGAUGAAUUUGUAUACUUUAAAAAACUAUGAAAUCUGUACAUUCAAUAAUAAAAAAAAUAUGCCAUUGGCCAACUUAAACCAUAAGGUUAAGUCACAACAAUUAUUCAAAAACAUCUAUAAGAGAAACUUGAAUGUUAAAUGUGUCUGUUACUCAGCUUUUAAAACAUCAUGUACAAUUCUUUCUAACUUUCUAAGCUUGUUGUAAAUCUUUAUACCAUAAAUUUUCAUCAAUUGGUCUAUUAAAAUCUCAUUCUAGAAAAAUCACAUAAAUUGACAAGACUAGACUUUUAUGGAUGGAUUAUACCUUUUUAAAUGCAAAUUCCUGACUCCCUUUAAAUGGUAAAAAAAGAAAAUAACAUUAUUAAAAAUAUUUUCAGCAAUAUGUUCAAGAUGCAAUAAUGAUUCAAGCAGAACGGACACUUCUCUAAUACAGACACCUCUAUUAUUAUGGACAGUUUCCAAUGUCCCGACAAAAUUCUCAUGUAUUUUCUUUAACCCAUUCGCCCCUGAACCGCCCGUAACCGCCCGUGGAUCCUCGUCCUUUCUACCCUUUGUGACGUCAUCAGUUUUAACGGUCAAGGACAACUUUGUCCGCUAACUUGUGCAGAGUGAAGAGAUCUUUCAAACCAUACCAGAAUGAGCACAAUUCAGUCAAGGACACCGCAGAAAGAGGCAAAAAACCAUGUAACAUUGACCUGAAAAUCUCCAUGAAAAUCUUGUUCCAUUGCCCACCAACCUUUCCUUCACCUAAUCCUAAGAUCCUAAAUGCUUUUCUAAAAACUAUUCCCACCAAAAUGAAGCCUACCAAAUGCCCAGCAAGAGAAAAAAAAUGAGGCAAGAAAAGCGAAAAAAGAGGGGAGGAGAGAAAGCAAAAAGUAAAAGUCAAGACUGCUGUGUCACUUUUAAACCCAAAAACUGUCAAAAUUUUGCUUUCUGUGCAUGCCCAAACUUCGCAAGCUGAUAUUUUGCAUCUGGAUCAGAAGGCCAUGAAGUGUACGACCUGUAAACCGGUUUGUGGUAAGUUUUAGCUCUCUAUAGCACGACAGUGACCAGAAAACCACUCGACUAGCUAGCUAAUACGGACUCUCUCUAAUACGGACAAUGGGCACUAAAUCUUGGCCCGAGAGAGUAAAUUAAUAUAAACUUAACCUCUUUACUAUGGACACUGUAGUGAUCGGGUGAAUACCGGAUCCCGAUCAGGUGAAGUUGCACAGGGUAAAUCCCAUCUAGUCUGGUUGAUGAGCUAGGCAAGGUGACUUCUAAAGCCCAGUUGCCAUAAUAAUUUGCAAAAGGUUUACAGAGGAAAAUAACCAACUUUUUGAAGGCUUCAGUAACUACAGAUAGCAUCAAAGAUCUUUUGUGUUACAUUUUUUACUCUAGUUACUGUUAAUACUGUCUUGCAAAAUAGCGAAAGACACUUUCAGAAUUGUGCAAAUACGGUACAACUUUUUACAUGCAGCAUUGCGCUGUAGCUCGUUUUGUCUUAAAGCAGUGAUCAUGAUUUGUCUACGACUGUUCGUAUGUAGGUGAUAUGUACAAUUUUGUAUGCUACUGAAAGACAGUGUCUUUGUACUGUGAAUUAAUAAACUUAAAUGCAGUUUAAAGACGUGUAAGCCUGGUUCUAGCUACUGAACACUUAAAACUGAAAGUGGAGUCAUAAAAGUGACGUCAUCAUAGUGAUCAGCUCUUUUAUAUGGACACCUCUCUAAUACAACUGUACGGACACUUCACUCUGUCCUUUUGGUGUCCGUAUUAAUUAGAGAGGUUUGACUGUAAUGGGUUCGAUUCCAAGAAAUCAAUUUCAGGGAACUUAACCUACUUUCUGACAUUUAAAGCAACUGAUCGAGUUGAAAUAAUAAUUAUUGCCAAAAAAGUUUAAAAAAUGCAAAGACUUCUUAAUACUAGAAGUAUACUACUUUUACCACAAAAAACAAACUAAAAACAAGGGUUAUUUGUUGCCUGACUCACAACUUACAGUUGACUGUGUUUUGAGUAAACUGUAAUGUGUAGUUCCAGAAAACAUCCAUAAUAUCCCCCCCCCCCACACCUACGGAGGGCACUAUUACUUUAGACCACCCUCACCCCUAUAAUUUCCAUUCCAUUCAAGCAGUAUAACCCUUUGAUACAUCAGCAGUUAAUAGAGUCAAGAUUCAAGCUGUGAUACAUAUAUAUGCUACCACUAAAAGGCCACGAGGCAAAUCCACACAGUUGUUUCAAGCUGUUGGGCAACACAACGUGAGACUAAAUGGCAAGCUCCUGAGAGAAGAGAGCCAAGACAUAUGGUCCAGCAGCUGUUAGAGAGGCCCAAAUAGCAGUGUCUGUUCAUUCUUGGCUAACUAUGCUUUAACAUAGCAGCAUUUCGUGGCUGCUGGAGCAGAGCGUGAGCAACAGACUGCCAUCUUCAAAACAGAAUGGAAGACCAAUCUAGUGGCAAGAAGAGUUUUAAGAGGACGAAAGUCUGAAGAAAGUGCCAUAUAGUGGUCAAAUAAGUUGUAGACUGUCCUUAAGUUUUCCUAGUGUUUUCCGAUCGAAUGCUUUUCAAACCAUCCACAAAAAUGUCAGGAUAUUCUUAACACAUUACAACCCUUCAUUUUUUAAUUCAUUUUUUUUUCUUAGAAAUCACGUGAUUUUGCAUACCUUUGUGAUUUCGUUACCAUGUUUGGAUACACUGUAAUGCAAGUCCUCCUUGUGUGAUCAACAUGAAAAUAUUUUCCCAUAUGUCGAAUUUGAUAAACUUCAAAAGAGGAAAAAUUAAUAUAAUUGAGGUUCCUUGGCUUGUUUCAUUUUUGUAUAAUACAUUACAUCAAUCCGGAACAGUUUUGUCCAGUGUACUAAUGAGUCAGUAGAGCAUCUAUGAAAGAACCAGUAAACAAUAAACAAUUACCUCCUUUCAGUUAAAAACAAGUUAGAUGAAGGCUGAUAGAACAUGACCAUAACACAGAGAAUACCACAAUUAUAUUGUGAAAUAAUAAAGCAAUGAGCUGGAUGACCGGCAUUAUUAAUUCAUGAGCCGCUGACAUUCAUAUUAGAUACAGUCAUGUAGACUACAUUCAUACAGGUAAGCUGUGAAAAAAGCAUUCAGCUAUAUUAAACUGUUAUAAAUGUAAGAUCAUCAAUAAAAACAAUAAUUCUUGUUUCAAAGUCCCGGGAAAAAAAGACCUUGAGAAUCUGUCCCCACCCCCUUGGAAAUUGCCUCCUCUUGGACCCCCUUCCCAUUGAAAUUUCUGAUGUCCUCCGUGGGGGGAAGUAUAAACCGCAUCCUGGUGUGGAGGAUAACAGUUUCCAUUUUCUCAUAAACCUAUGCAGUUAUGCAUGUAAUAUAGCUCCUGGAGUCACUGCAAGUUUUUCCUUAAAUUUUUUAAACAGUUUAUUGUUGUUAAUGAUGUACAUGUAUUUUCUGCUGACACUAAACAUGAAAGGCAUUUUAAAAUAACCUCAGUGAAUUGGUAAUGAACAAAUGUAAACACAGCACUGGUUUAUUCAUUAAAAGUUCUUCCAUGAAUCAAGUGAACUCACUCACUUCAAUUCCUCAUGAACCUAUUGUUGUGGUGCAUAAAGCUACCAUGGUGGCCAAUCAUUUACAUAAAACUGGUAUUAAAUGAGGUACAGUAACACCAGCAAAUAAGAACCUACUUUUUUUAAAGUCUGGCAAAAUAGGUUAUUGUAUUUUGGGGUACUUAAUGGCAAUUUAGGCUAUGUAGGUUCUUAACUAGGUUCUUAGUUUUUACAUAUGAAGCAGAUAGAUUGUUGAUUUAAAAUCACAAAAAUAAAUUAACUUUUAAGUUAUUCAUAAUAAUUGUAUUAUGUCAUAUAACCCUAACAAAACUGAUGGCCAAAUUUCUUGUUAGUCUCAACUGCAGAUUCAGAAUCUGUAAGCCAUGUUUUGUUCCUUGUAUUUAGUCCACAAAAGGGAAGACAUGGUCCCUGCAGGGUUGAACAUAGCGGAGACCAUGGAAAGAGGGCAUAUAAAGAAUUGCGGCAUGACUCAGGAGCCACUAAUGUUUUGUGA